AUGUCUUCCGCAAGCACACACCCUAUACGCAGGCUGUCUCUGUACUACCCCGAUCUCAACAAGAAUUGGUACAACUUUCUCAUCACCCCUUCAAUGACCUGGGAAGACAUGAUUGUAUCUAUCCAAGCUGCAUUCCAAUAUCACGACCCAGUCUGGCCUCUCGACAUCAACGGCGAGCCCUUCUCCAAGACCGCGGAUGUCUUCAACCUCGCCAGCAUCCAGAACGGCGAAGAGCUUCUCAUUCAGCUGAGGGGAGGCUUUCGGAUCGUUGGGCCACUGGAUUUGGAGGUUGUUCUGUACCUCGAGGAGAGUGACCCUGGUGCACUGGAGACCACUCUUAGGAAAACUAAGCCAACGGAGAAGCGUAUUCACAUGGAGAAACUCCGCCGCCGCGAUGGUGUCGCCAGAAAGAACAUUUGCCGCAUUGUUCUUCCCCACUCGGAGGUCAUGGAGCUUGUCACCGCGCUGAACAAGGUUUCUGAUACCAUGUUGAAGCGGACUUAUUCCGCAAGCAAGACUCUAGACGAUAUCAGCAACAACUGGCGCGUCCGCACCACCGAAAAGACCAAGGACCUCACCAACGAUUUGAGGUGUCUGACCAUGAUUGUCAUUCUCAGCAAGGCCUUACCCGGUCAGCACUACUUGGGUGAAGGUUUCCUCCUCGCCGCCACUAAAUCCCGCAUCGAAUCUGGCGGACCAUCCGAGCCCAAACAUAUCCAGGUACAGGAUGUGCUGGACACUAUCCAAAACCUUUACAAGGCCGCCGGCGCGAUCGGUUCUACUUGGGAAACCGCCAAGGACAACAAGGCCAUCAGCAAGCGCUUCGAUCGCAGCAAAUCGUACAAGGCAGGCAAAAAGGGUGAGGCGGCGACCGUGCGCUACAACAAUGAUGCCGAUUACAUGGGCGAAGACGCUGCUGAGGCGGCUUAUCCUGGUAAGGGCAAGGCUAUAGGAAUGCUCGCAGGACGCCUCGAGAAGACCUUGUUGCCGGAUAAUCACAUGGACGGCGAUGACGACAAGGAUGAUUCUGAUUACGUGGAGUGA
Alternaria arborescens is the source of this 1044-nucleotide messenger RNA. RefSeq lists its product as hypothetical. The transcript is spliced from 2 exons. Lineage: Eukaryota; Fungi; Ascomycota; Dothideomycetes; Pleosporales; Pleosporaceae. Bases 1 to 1044 code for a protein of 347 amino acids. The record is from RefSeq and is a predicted model, not a curated record.